This is a messenger RNA of Penicillium psychrosexuale, 1650 nucleotides long. Its product is annotated as cytochrome P450. The record is from RefSeq and is a predicted model, not a curated record. The transcript is spliced from 7 exons. Lineage: Eukaryota; Fungi; Ascomycota; Eurotiomycetes; Eurotiales; Aspergillaceae. The coding region runs from base 1 to 1650 and encodes 549 amino acids. Gene Ontology annotation, molecular function: iron ion binding; oxidoreductase activity, acting on paired donors, with incorporation or reduction of molecular oxygen; heme binding.
AUGAUCAUGCUAGCUUCAGGGGCAGUUGCAAUUAUUGCGGGGCUACUGGCCCACCAACUUGUCUUUAUUCACGGAGAAUGGCAUCUAAAGGGGCCUAGGGUCGUUGUUCUUCAUCUUCUUGCCGGUAUUCUAUUAUAUGCAACCCAUUUUUUUGGUCAUGGAAGCACUGGGGCCAGCUUGGUUCGGACAAUAUAUUUGGCGAUAUGCUAUAUCUCAUCCCUAUUCACAAGCAUUGCAGUAUACCGACUCAUGUUUCAUCGAUUGAAACACUUUCCAGGUCCAAGAUUAGUCGCAUUGACCAAAUUAUGGCAUGUUUGGCAAUGCCGUGACUCGCGUGGGCAUCUCGUCUUGCAGGCUUGGUACGAAAAGUAUGGGGAGUUUGUGCGUACCGGACUUCUCGAUAACGUCGAAAUUAAAUCUUCAGGUCCCGCCGAAAUUACCAUAUUCCAUCCAGAAGUCUACGAGGCCAUGGAUGGCCCUGAAAAUCGCAACACGCGCUCUGAUUGGUACGACCUUUUAUAUCCCCGGAUAUCCUCGAUCUUUACUCGCGACCGACAGCUUCAUCAGGAGCGUCGAAAAAUGUGGGAGCAAGCACUGAGCAGAAAAGCAUUGCUCCAGUACCAUCGGCGGGUGGUAGAAAAGGUACGCACACUGGAAAGUCUAGUUGCUUUGGAAGAAUCAUGCCCUGUUCUCAUCAACGAUCUGAUGUAUUUCUUCGCUUUUGACUCAAUGGGUGAUUUCGCCUUUAGCGAAGAUUUUGGUAUGAUGAGGAACAAGAGGUGGCAUUCAUCGGUAGCGAUGCUGCGCUCGGCGCUCACAAUGUUGGGUCCAUUCAGUCCUGCGAUAUGGAUCCCGAGAUUGGGAUUCGCGUUUAUUCCUUCGCUGUGGAAGGUCCGGCACUGGUUCCAUAUGCUCGAAUUUUGUGAUCAGUGCAUGGCUCGACGGAUGGAGAAAACACUCUCCGAUCACGAUAUUGCAUCUUGGUUCAUUGAGGACCAUGUCAAACACGGAUCCGAUCCCACGCGGGCGCGUUGGUUGAGUGGUGAUACUGCAACACUAGUUGUAGCUGGAAGCGAUACCACCGCCCCAAGCCUAACACUCGUCUUCUAUUUCCUCGCUCGCUAUCCCAUGCAUGCUGAGAAGAUAUACGAAGAGAUUCACGGAAUUGAUAGGGAGAACCCAGCUGCAUUGGCCACGUUGCCACAUUUGACGGGAACCAUAAACGAAGCCAUGCGAUUGCUUCCAGCAGUACUAACCUUCAGCUCUCGAGUAACUCCACCAGAAGGACUGAUGAUAUAUGGCACCUUUAUCCCAGGAAAUACCAAAAUAUGCGCACCACGCUAUACAAUCGGUCGACUUGAGACAGCAUAUGUCAACCCCCAUGAGUUUAUUCCCGAGAGGUGGUACAGCCAACCGGAGCUUAUCAAGGAUAAAAGGGCAUUUGCUCCUUUUGGCGUCGGGCGCACGAGCUGUGUUGGUCGUCAUUUAGCUCUUGCACAGAUCCGACUUGUAACUGCGGCUUUAGUGUUUCAUUAUCGAAUCAAAUUUGCACCUGGCGAGAAUAAUGGCGAGGCUGUGGAACGGGAUAUGAAGGAUCAAUUGACCGCGCAGCCUGGUGCUUGUCGGCUUGUAUUUCAAAGUCGGGUAUAG